CACCAACCACACCAUCUCAUACAAAACUCUGUCACCAACCCUUUCCUUUCCUUUCUUUUUAGCACACUAUGGAUCAACUUAAAAACCAAACCAUAACAGCCUUCACUCAAAGCUUAAAGGCUCAUUACUAUCUACUUAUGUUUACUCAAUUAUUCGUUUCAGUAUCUGUGUGUUCCUUCCUCUUCUCACCUUCUUCCUUGCUUGUUUUCCUCCAUUACUUCAAAUUCUAUUUCUCUACAUUCCCUUCCCAACUCUUCACCCACAACAUAGACAAGAACAGCAUGUUUCUCCUCUGCAAUGGUCUCCUUGUUUUUGUUGGUAUCACCAAAUCUCUCUCCCGGUCUAGUUCUGAUGAUAAGCCUUCUACGUUUGUAAAAGAUGAUGGUUCACAAUCCCAGUUCUCGGUUACUGGGGCCAGCGAUUUAAUGUUGGAGAUAACAGAAACCGUGGUGCAAAGUAGUGAGCCUGAUCAGCAUAAGAACGCUGCAGCAGAGAAAGUAAAAGAAAGGGAAAACUGUGCUGAAGAAGAAGUACUAGAAAACGUGGAGAAGAUAAUUGUGGUAGAUGAAGGACUAGAAAGAGGAAGUUGCAUAGUUUUGAAAGCAGAGAAGGAGGAGCUGGAUGAAGAAACUGAACAAUUGGAUGUAAGUGAUGGAGAGCAAGAUAAAGGGUCAGAAAUUGAUUACAUUCUGAUUGAAGAGAGCGUAGAAGAGGAAGAAGAACAUGCAGAAGAAGAAAGCAGCAUGCUGAGCACAGAGGAGUUGAAUAAAAAAUUUGAAGAUUUCAUUAGAAAGAUGAAGGAAGAUCUAAGAAUUGAAGCUCAACGGCAAUUAGUCAUGGUUUAACUUAGUAACAAACAACAGUGUUCUUCUUCUUUUCAUUCUUAGGGAGGCCUAGUUAUCAUUUGUGAGGUCUUUAUCCUUUUCAGCUGUAGUUGUAUGUAAUAUAUAAUCUCCUGAAAUUUUGCACUAUUA
This is a messenger RNA of Vigna angularis (adzuki bean), 974 nucleotides long. RefSeq lists its product as uncharacterized. The record is from RefSeq and is a predicted model, not a curated record. Bases 69 to 845 code for a protein of 258 amino acids. The transcript has a single exon. NCBI's taxonomy places the organism in Eukaryota, Viridiplantae, Streptophyta, Magnoliopsida, Fabales, Fabaceae.